This is a messenger RNA of Beta vulgaris subsp. vulgaris (sugar beet), 3465 nucleotides long. RefSeq names its product periodic tryptophan protein 2. Gene Ontology annotation, molecular function: protein binding. Gene Ontology annotation, biological process: ribosomal small subunit assembly; maturation of SSU-rRNA from tricistronic rRNA transcript (SSU-rRNA, 5.8S rRNA, LSU-rRNA). NCBI's taxonomy places the organism in Eukaryota, Viridiplantae, Streptophyta, Magnoliopsida, Caryophyllales, Amaranthaceae. The record is from RefSeq and is a predicted model, not a curated record. The transcript is spliced from 7 exons. The coding region runs from base 147 to 2858 and encodes 903 amino acids. Gene Ontology annotation, cellular component: small-subunit processome; Pwp2p-containing subcomplex of 90S preribosome.
AUUACCCCUAAACACUAAAACCCUCCAAUUUCAUUUUUAGGGUUUAACAACUCCGUCGUUCUCUUCCUUCCACCUCCAUAAUUGAAAAUUUCAGGGUUUAACACUUCACUCUCUCUCCUCCUCUAAAAAGCCCUAAUUCUACCACCAUGAAUUACAGGUUCCAAAAUCUCCUAGGAGCUCCAUACAGGGGUGGAAACGUCGUCGUUUCCGGCAACAAUCGCUUAAUUUCAUCAGUCGGAAAUCGUAUUUCUGUAACUGACCUAAUUAAAUCGGAGACAAUAACUUUACCAUGUCAAUCUUCAGCUAACAUCUCUCGUGUAUGCGUAUCACCUGACGGAAACUUCAUCUUGGCCGUUGAUGAGAAUAGUAGGUCUCAAUUCAUCAAUCUCCACCGUCGGAUUGUUCUUCAUAGAAUUACCUUCAAGGGUAAAGUUUCUGCCCUUCAAUUUAGCCCUAAUAGUCAAUUUAUUGCUGUUUCUGUUGGUAAAUUAAUUCAAAUUUGGCGGUCUCCUGGUUUUAGGAAGGAUUUUUUCCCAUUUGAGCUUGUUAGGACUUUUGCUGAUUUUGAUGAUACUGUUACUUGUUUGAAUUGGAGCCCCGAUUCGAGGUAUUUGAUUGCCGGUUCGAGGGAUUUAACUGUUAGGUUGUUUUGUUUGAGGAGAUUGGAUGAGGUUAAGAGUAAUAAGCCUUUUUUGUUUCUUGGUCAUAGAGAUGUUAUUGUCGGUACAUUUUUCGGGGUUGAUAAGAAGACGGGAAAGGUUUUGCGGGUUUAUAGUGUUUCGCGUGAUGGGGGGUUGUUUAGUUGGGUUUGCUCUGAUUUCGAUGGUAAGUUGGGUGGAUUAGGAGAGGGGGAUGAGGAAAUGGCUGACCCGCCUUCUCCUGGGACGCCUGAAAAGAUGGACGAGGAAGGUGGUAUUGGUGGCGGUGAUGCUAAUGGUGUUGAGCAUGUGAAAAAGAGGAAAGAGUUUGAUGGGAAAGAAAAGGACUUUGAGGAUGAGGAGAGUGAGGUUUUCUUGCAUAAGCUUAAGUGGGAGUUGCUAAAGAAAGAUUAUUUUAAGCAAGCACCGGCUAAAGUAACAGCCUGUGAUUAUCACCAGGGGCUUGAUCUAGUGGUUGUGGGGUUCUCAAGCGGGGUUUUCGGGUUGUACCAAAUGCCUGAUUUUGUUUGCAUUCAUUUGUUGUCAAUAUCACGAGAGAAGAUCACUACCGCUGUUUUUAAUGAUCUGGGUAACUGGUUGACCUUCGGAUGUGCAAGACUUGGCCAGUUGCUUGUGUGGGAGUGGAAGUCAGAAAGUUAUAUUUUGAAGCAGCAGGGCCAUUAUUUUGACGUGAAUUGUCUUGCUUAUUCUCCUGAUUCUCAGCUUUUGGCUACUGGAGCUGAUGAUAACAAAAUCAAGGUCUGGAAUGUUUCAUCUGGCUUUUGUUUUGUAACAUUUCCUGAGCAUACGAAUGCAGUCACAGCCCUGCAUUUUAUGGCUAACAAUCAUAGCCUUUUAAGUGCAUCUUUGGACGGAACAGUUCGUGCAUGGGACCUUUUCCGGUAUCGAAACUUUAGGACAUUUACUACACCUUCUUCUAGACAAUUUGUAUCUUUGACAGCCGAUCAGAGUGGUGAAGUGAUAUGUGCUGGAACUUUAGAUUCAUUUGAGAUUUUUGUUUGGUCAAUGAAAACAGGACGCUUGCUUGAUGUUCUAAGCGGUCAUGAAGGCCCUGUUCAUGGAUUAAUGUUUUCUCCAACAAAUGCAAUAUUAGCUUCGUCUUCAUGGGACAAAACCGUACGGUUAUGGGAUGUUUUUGAAGGGAAGGGUUCUGUUGAGACAUUUCAGCACGUUCAUGAUGUUCUUACUGUUGUUUACCGUCCAGAUGGUAAACAACUAGCUUGCAGCACAUUAGAUGGACAAAUUAAUUUUUGGGAUCCCUUUGAUGGUUCGUUAAUGUAUACAAUUGAGGGCCGUAGAGAUAUUGCUGGAGGUCGUUUGAUGACUGAUCGCAGAUCAGCAGCUAACUCCACUUCAGGGAAGCACUUUACAACCUUGUGCUAUUCCGCUGAUGGAAGUUACAUACUGGCUGGUGGGAAUAGUAAAUUUAUGUGUAUGUAUGAUGUUGCUGAGCAGGUGUUACUGCGUAGGUUUCAAGUAACUCACAACCUUUCACUUGAUGGGGUCCUAGACAUCUUAAACUCAAAAAAGAUGACAGAAGCUGGUCCACUUGAUUUAAUUGAUGACAAUAAUAGUGACACAGAGGAAGGCAUUGACAAACAAACACGGGGAAAGCUGGGUUUGGAUUUGCCAGGGUCUACGCCUAACCGUGGGAGGCCUGUUAUUCGAACAAAGUGCCUGAAAAUUGCACCUACUGGACGCAGCUUUGCGGCAGCAACGACAGAAGGAGUGCUGGUAUAUUCAGUGGAUGAAUCCUUUAUUUUUGAUCCCACUGAUCUUGACAUAGAUGUUACUCCUGAGGCAGUUGAUGCAGCACUCAAUGAAGAUCAACCAAGCAGAGCUCUAAUCCUUAGUCUUAGACUAAAUGAAGAUUCACUCUUGAAAAAAUGUAUUCUUGCAGUCAAUCCUGCCGACAUACCAUCUGUUGCUUCAUCAAUCCCUGUCAUAUACUUGCAAAGAUUAUUUGAUGCAUUGACCGACCUUUUGGAGGGUUGCCCCUUUUUAGAGUUCAUUCUUAGAUGGUGUCAGGAGAUCUGCAAAGUUCAUGGUCAUUCUAUCCAACAAAAUUCCAAAAAAUUGCUUCCGGCUUUGAAAUCUUUGCAGAAAGCAAUAAUUAGUUCACAUCAGGAUUUGGCAGAGAUGUGCUCCUCAAAUGAAUAUACACUAAGAUAUCUAUGUUCAACAAGCAUGAAUAAAUGAUGUGGAUGAGAUUAUUGUUAUGAUCCCGUGUUAUCCUCUACUUUUGACUGUAGAAGUUCAUGAUCAAGAGACUGCUCAUUGGAGGAACAAUCAAGGGGUAUUAACCGUUCAAGGGAAGAACUUGUUGGGUUUGAGGAUAUUGUGCGAACGAAUGAGAAAACUAAGGGACCAGAUUAUGAAUAUAUGCCAUGGAAGGGGCAAAGGAGAUUAAUGAAUGACCAUUUAAUCUUGUUUAGUGUAUGUUUUAUUAACGUGGAAGUUCGUAGGUGCUUUGGAUGAAUGAACUGGAUACGGUGACACUGGUUGUACUUGCAGAUGAAGAUGUGAAGACUUGGCCAAUGAAUGGUGAAGGAGCUUCAAAGAGAUUAAAGUUACUAUAGUAAGGUUUGUGAAACAGGAGGCACAUUGUAAUGUAGGUUAUUUCAUACAAUUAAGUAGCUUUAUAGAAUCGACAUAAAAGCUUUUUUUUUGGUACUCGAUCUAGUUUUUUGUGUACUUAUUGGCUAUUGCUACAUGGCAAGAGGUGUGGAUGUAAAGAAUACUGCAGUUUAUUUAACUAAAUUUUAUUUAACUAAAUUAGUGAAUGUCCUAGGCGAUGUUUGGGUUA